Molecule: messenger RNA, 3268 nt
Organism: Myxocyprinus asiaticus (Chinese sucker)
Lineage: Eukaryota; Metazoa; Chordata; Actinopteri; Cypriniformes; Catostomidae
Product: CD81 antigen-like
Exons: 8
Coding region: 131-832 (233 amino acids)
Cellular component (GO): membrane
Source: RefSeq, a predicted model, not a curated record
GGCGAUCCCCCACACGCGCGCGCGCGCACUCAGAUUGGAGUUCAGUUUGCACGAACACUGCGUAUCGGCCACUUCGUCUAGGCAUUUCUCCGUUAACCGGCUUUAAAAGCAUCCUUUAGAAACAGACACCAUGGGUGUGGAAGGCUGCACGAAAUGCAUCAAAUAUAUGCUGUUCUUCUUGAAUUUCAUUUUCUGGCUGGCUGGUUGUGUAAUCUUGGGGGUUUCACUGUGGCUUCGCCAUGACACUAAGACAAGCAGUCUUCUGGACCAGAAGUUUGAGGACACAGUAGCACCUAGCACCUUCUACAUAAGUGUGUACAUCCUGAUUGCUGUUGGUGCUGUGAUGAUGUUUGUUGGAUUCCUUGGUUGCUAUGGAGCCAUACAGGAAUCCCAGUGUCUUCUUGGAACAUUCUUUGCCUGCCUGGUCAUUCUGUUUGCAUGUGAGGUUGCUGCUGGGAUCUGGGGAUUCAUGCACAAAGACAAGAUCUCCAAAGAGCUGAUCACCUUCUAUGACUCUGUGUAUGACAGUGGUGUGUCACAUGCCAACCCUGAAAAAAAGAAGGCUGCAGCUGCUGUUUUGAAGGUCUUUCAUGAGACUCUUAACUGCUGUGGCAAAGGGGUUUCCACGCUACUCGAGAGCUGGGUCUCAGACGUCUGUCCUGAGAAACUGAAAUUUACUAAUCCAAGCUGUCACUCUAAGAUCAAAGAGCUUUUCUCUGAGAAGAUCUACCUGAUUGGAAUCGCUGCGCUGGUUGUUGCUGUUAUCAUGAUCUUUGAGAUGAUCUUCAGCAUGGUGCUCUGUUGCGGCAUCCGGAACAGCCCUGUUUACUGAAGCAUGUAGGGGCCAGAUAUGACCUUUAAAAACAUCUGCCAAAAAAAAAAAUUUUUUUUUGCUUUAUAUCUACCAUCUACUAUUUUGUUUUGUAUCUACCAUCAUUUCCGAAUGUAGUCACUGUCCAGUAACUUAGAACAAAUAGAACAAAUUUGUGUUUUGUUUAGUGCAUUUUUGUUAAAGCGACGCAGUGGAUCCAACCAUAACUAGUCUGCUAUUGUUUACGCUGUAGUUGGUAAUGACUAGUUGCAAUCUCUGGCUAUAGCUGUAAACUUUUCAGAUAGUUAUAAACACAUACACUUACACUCAGAACAGUAUCACAUGAAGGAAGUAUACAUUUAUUAGCUUGUAGCUUGUAGUUUUCUUGUGUUAACUGUUAAGUACUGCUAUUGCUAUAUGUUACUAUUAUUAUUUUCGAUUGUACAUGUAUAAACUGUAUAUAUUUGCCGCCCUAUAUGGCUCUUGAGCAUGAAUCUUGUAUGCAACACUCCUGUCCAUCUUCUGCUCUUAGACUGCUGUUUGUCUGUACAUGUUUCUUCCUCAGAAACCACUAAAUAAACAAUGUUAGCUAGAUGAGAGAAAAGGUCAGAAAACAAUACUUAAUAAUAUGAUUAGUGAUUGAUGAGCAGUAGUUUGCUUCUUACACAGUGUGACAUUCGAGCUCUUCCAACAGCCGGUCUGUGCAAAGCUUAAUGGCAGAAGAUUUUUGAUCUAUGAUCAUUGUGUUUCGCACAAUAACCUUGUGAGAUCACAUGGACGAGGGAGCUGAUCCUAGAUCAGCUUUCUUGUAAUGGAAAGUUUUAACCACUGAACUUGUGAUGCCCAAUACACUUAAAAUGGCAUGAAUUCUGUUUCUUUAUGCUCUCUAAGACUAAUAUAGUGGAUUGUACUUUCCUGCAUCCCUAUCUCAAAGGGAUUUGGACUAUGUAGAUUCACUGCCCUAGUCACUGGAAUUCUUCUGUCCUGCCUCUCUUUACAGUUUACAGUAAUCCAAGCCAUUGAAAGGACUCAUACAUGCCUUCUAGCCUUAUAAAUGGAACACCAUAUCCCUUAAUCACUUAGAAGAUAAAUCCGGAUUGAUUCCUAAUGGAAUUUUCUAUGCUGUCAUAGCUGGUAUGUGUUAUGAUAUCACUCGACUGAAAGAAACAUAAGGAGUUUGCUUGAGUGUGUGUGUGCAUGUGUGUAUGUGUGCUUGUGAUACUUGUUGACAGUGAGUUCAGAAGGACAGUAUUAGUUUGUUUAAGGCUGGUUUACUCUUCACUGCCAAAUUUAUCACAAAAGUAGUUGCUGUAAUACCUUGCCUCAUUCAUUAGGUGGCACUCAAAUACCAUUCACUUUGGCAACUGGUGACAACACCAACCUUAAUAUGCCUGUGUAGGUGUCUGUCAUGUCCUUAGUCCUCUAGGCCACACUUAGACAAACCUCUCCCCAAUACAAACACUGAUGCAUAAAUAGCAUUAGCUUGAGUUUUACUACAUGCAUUAUGCAACCCUGUCUUGUUAACACAUAUUGCCUAUGCUGAUAUGCUUAAAAAAUGUCUUGUAAUAUGUACAGCUUUAUAGUAUACUAAUGACAAUGUAAAGACAAUAUAUGCCUUUAAUUGUGUGUGUGUGUGGGGGUGGGGGGUGGGGGGGGGGGGGGGGGUUGAGCAUGAUCUUCAAACUAUUAAACAUUAUGUAGGUGAUAAGAGUUGUUCAAGAAAUUAAAUCUUGUAGUUAAAACACUGGGUCAGGGUAUUUGGUCGGUAUCAAAUAUGCUGUUACUGUUGUGUUAAAAUAUCUUACACUUGAUUGAGACUUAAAUUGACUCAGAUCUCUGCCCUGACUCACCUGUUAUAGAUUUUAGUUUGGAAUUCUUGCCCAAAUAUUUAGGAAUUAAAUGUAUUUUACAAAUAAUGUGUCUUCAUUUUGUUCAUUCUUUAACACCAAUGUUGCCCGCAAGUUAACACAGGUGUCCUAGCAGUCACCACAGGUAUUGUUUAUUACAUUAACCUCUAACGUUUGAAAACCACAAAGUGUGACGAUAUUGUCUCUUUAUUUUGAAUGAUAUAGCCUAACUACUGUUUUAUCAUUUAAAACCUAUCAGAAUAAUAAAUUAUGUGAAAUGCUGUGCUUAAAAAGUAUGUUUGUGCUAUAUUUCUUCCAAAUAAAUGUCACUAGCUUUGAUAUAUUGUUUUAAAAUUUAAAGACAUUCAAGUGUGGCUUAAGGUUUCUAAUACUUUUUGGUGUUUCUGCAUAGGGGAGUCUGGGAAUAGUUGCCACAUGAGCUACUUGUGUAUAACUAGAACAUUUUGAGGGAAAGUUUUCUCUAGGUUUUGUAUGUUGGUUUUCAAAACAUUCAAAUUUUUUUUGGUGAACUCUAUCCUCCAAACUAAAAUUUCAAUGCCAUGUUUUUGUGAACAGAAUAAACGGGUUGAAAUGUUGUCACUUUUUUUAA